AUGGUCCCUGUGGAGCUGUGUGCGCCACCCACUGGGAAGAGUGAGGUGGGCCUGCAGGCCUCUGAGCCCUGGUGCCCUGCUCCCCUGUCCUGCCCACUGGCAGCUUGGGGUGCCGCUCCCUGGGCCAAAGGCUCUUUCAAGCACCAGGUGCUGCCAGGUGGGGUCCCCUCCAAGCUCUGCUCACCUAGUACUCUCCUCAGCCCCAAAUUGCAAAAAGCGGAACACCCAGGGUCCCUGCCUUUCCAGGUGAAAGAACUGGUCCUGGACAACUGUCGGUCCAACGAAGGCAAAAUUGAAGGCCUCACAGAUGAAUUUGAAGAACUGGAAUUCUUAAGCACAAUCAACGCGGGCCUCACCUCCAUCGCAAACCUACCAAAGUUAAACAAACUCAAGAAGUUUGAACUAAGCGAUAACAGAAUCUCAGGGGGCCUGGAAGUAUUGGCAGAAAAGUGUCCGAACCUCACGCAUCUAAACUUAAGUGGCAACAAAAUUAAAGACCUCAGCACAAUAGAGCCACUGAAGAAGUUAGAAAACCUCAAGAGCUUAGACCUUUUCAACUGCGAGGUGACCAACCUGAACGACUACCGAGAAAGCGUGUUCGAGCUCCUGCCGCAGCUCACAUACCUCGACGGCUUCGACCAGGACGACAAGGAAGCCCCCGACUCAGAUGCCGAGGGCUACGUGGAGGGGCUGGAUGACGAGGAGGACGAGGAAGAUGAGGAGGAGUAUGAUGAAGACGCAGAGGCAGUAGAAGAUGAGGAGGACGAGGAUGAGGAGGAGGAAGGCGAAGAGGAGGACGUGAGUGGGGAGGAGGAGGAGGAUGAGGAGGGCUACAACGAUGGGGAGGUCGACGAUGAGGAGGAAGAAGAGGAUCUUGGCGAGGAGGAGAGGGGACAGAAGCGGAAACGAGAGCCCGAGGAUGAGGGCGAGGAGGACGACUAAGCUGAAUCACCGUUUUGAGAAAUUCCUAUUGUGAUUUGACUGUUUUUACCCAUAUCCCCUCCCCCCCUCCAAAUCCUGCCCCCCGAAACUUAUUUUUUUCUGAUUGUACCGUUGCUGUGGGAACGAGAGGGGAAGGUGUUCUGGGGGACGCGGGGGGAGGGCGGGCGGGAGGUGUGGAAUAAAAGACUAUUUUUACUGCCACUCUUUAUUUUUUUCCCCUCCUUUUUCUUGUGUCUGGUUUGGUCCCUGUGAACGCAAUAGCUGAGUGCACCCCAUGCGAGCAUCCAUCCUGGGCUCAGAGUUCUCCUAACAAGGGCGUUCCCCGAGUCGCUGGGUGGGGUGGGAGGCCGAGCCUGGCCUCUGUCUGGAUGCUCGGAGCCCAGGGGAUGCUGAGCCUGGCCACGCUUCAAUUCUUGCUUUUUGGGCCCCGUGACGCCUGCUUUUCUCGGCCUGCUAGAGGCACUCAGCACCCUGGUGUGUAAAUAGCGACCUCACGGCGUGUUGUGGCCCUGGUUUGGGGACACUCUCCAUCUCUCGCCCCCUUCCCCCCCCUCCCAGAUGGUGGUGGGCUUUGCUCUCCAGAGGACCCUGAUGUUACUUCUUGAGAGCUUGUGAGUUACGAGGAAAAUGGAUCUGGUCAUUACCUUGAAAAGAAGAAGCAAACCCUCACACCUCAACUUCUUUAAAAGAAAAAAACAAAAAACCUAUCUUGUUCUGUAACAUAUUAGAGCGCUUUGUUUUUCCAAAGUGACGAGAGAAUUCUUCCACACGUAUGUCCACGCUUAGAGCAGUUUACAGACCUGAGCGCUGAGACACUGCUGCAUGACGGCUGGGUUGUUUUUCGUUGUUGUUUUUUUCAUACACCCGAGCACGGAAAAACUAACGCAAAAUUGUAUUUUCUUACCUAGUGAAAAUCUGAAAUGACUGCGAAUUCCUAGUGAAUGUACAGGUUUGCUUCCAUGUCCCCAAGAGAUUGCUCUAGAAGUGAUGUGUUUCCUAACCCAUGUUUCAUCUGUACAAACCACAUCUGCACCUGUUUUUCUCCGGCUCCUCAGAAGAGCCAAACUGAGUUUUAUGUCUGUUUGUCAUUGAUAAAUUUCAAUAAAUCUUUUUAUACAAUUUUCUGGGGGAUGACUUCUUUGAGUCCACCAGGCCCUUGAUCCUUCUAAGACGUGUUCCCAGCAAGUGGGCGGCUGAAGGAAGCUUCAUUUUUGUUACCUGAUAAGAUAGCUUUUCUUAUGGGAUGUCUGAUGGAAUAUUAAGUUUGGAUAUUUUUGGUCUCAAAACAAGACUCAGUGGUGUAUCAUUAUUAAAAGCUUCAUUUAAAAAAA
Messenger RNA from Carlito syrichta (Philippine tarsier), 2273 nucleotides. It is a transcript of the gene ANP32A, whose product is annotated as acidic nuclear phosphoprotein 32 family member A. The record is from RefSeq and is a predicted model, not a curated record. The coding region runs from base 1 to 942 and encodes 313 amino acids. The transcript has 9 exons. Gene Ontology annotation, biological process: regulation of apoptotic process; nucleocytoplasmic transport. Gene Ontology annotation, cellular component: nucleus; perinuclear region of cytoplasm. Lineage: Eukaryota; Metazoa; Chordata; Mammalia; Primates; Tarsiidae. Gene Ontology annotation, molecular function: histone binding.